AUGGCCACGUCUGUGCGCCUUGCCCUUCAUCCCACACUUUCCUUCGCAGUAAAGGGCAACAAGAAAGGCGAGCGUCGCUGCUGGCUUAACUGGUAUUUUGGGAACACAAACAAGAGCUCCUGGGUACAUAUCACUUCUCUUUUGGUGCUUUUCUUUCUUGCUGUGUUUUGUCAAAAAAUACAACUUCAAUUUCCUUUCACUAGAAAACGUCAGGCUAAGAGAAGAGUAGUUGUUUUCCUUGCCAUGAACUUGUCAAUGGGAUUUCUUUUCAGCCUUCCACCAAUUGUUGGUUGGAGUUCUUACAACGGUCUCCCUCAGUCACGUUCUCAUAUUCUGUUCAACUAUGAUCAAACUCCCUCAAACUAUUCUAUCCUCUAUCUCGGGUGUUCUUUCGCUCUUCAUUCCGUAACUAUCUUUCUUGCUAUCAAAGCGUUGAGACAUCGUCGGUGGUACCCAGUACUACUCCUCUGGGAGCGACAUAUAUGCGAGAUGAAGAUAAACGACCCUGAAAUGACAACAGCCACCAGCUCAAGAUCAAGUCAGUCACGUGGCACAAGCCGGUCGAACAGGUCAUACUGGUCUAGGCGGUCAAGCGGAAGGUCUGGUGUUACGUCUGUUACUGCAACUCCUCUAGCUUCGAGGAAGUCUUCGUAUCAAUCUCGUUUGCACCAAGAGAAUCUUUUACUCGAAGUUCUUCUCCGCCAGGGAAACCUAGACGGAAAAAGCUUGACCACUCCAGGAACUGGUGCGAAUGGAGGCACUGGAAAGAAAAUGAAUGUCUUCGCACACCCUGUCAACAGUUUAGUGAAGGAGGCCGAAUGGGAAACCCGACGUCCUUCAAAUCCAAGGGAUCCGUUCGCUAUCUCGUCAAGAAUCUCCCACAAACUCCCGAGGAAACGAGUUUUCCAAAACCCGCGAGUAAUUCUUCCUCCUUUCACAUCUCUUAAGCAACGGCAAUCUCUAUCACGUUAUCUUGUGCUAAAAUCUUGCGUGGCCAUGCUGAGUUGGCUCCCUACAUAUUUUUCAGUGGCGUUACAGCUCACUUCAGUUCACUCCUCCCAGGGGUUAGGACCUUUACUUCCGUGGCUGAUUUUCUUCCAGUCCUCAUUCUCUUCUCUGGUCCCAUUAUGUGACGCGGGCUAUAGGCUUGUGCUAUUCAAGUCAGCGUACUCCAUUUUUAAGGCAUGCGUAAUUACAAAGAAGACCCAAAGCAUUGAGUCAGAUGACGUCGAAUUCAAGUUGGAAGGAACUCGUCAUGUUCGACUGAUUCAUAUAAGACCCCUCCAGAUACAAACGCUGGAGUCAAACUCUGUAUAA
Molecule: messenger RNA, 1317 nt
Organism: Pocillopora damicornis (cauliflower coral)
Lineage: Eukaryota; Metazoa; Cnidaria; Anthozoa; Scleractinia; Pocilloporidae
Source: RefSeq, a predicted model, not a curated record